This is a messenger RNA of Verticillium dahliae VdLs.17, 1641 nucleotides long. RefSeq lists its product as uncharacterized. The transcript is spliced from 2 exons. Gene Ontology annotation, cellular component: ERMES complex. Gene Ontology annotation, molecular function: lipid binding. NCBI's taxonomy places the organism in Eukaryota, Fungi, Ascomycota, Sordariomycetes, Glomerellales, Plectosphaerellaceae. Gene Ontology annotation, biological process: mitochondrion organization; phospholipid transport. The record is from RefSeq and is a predicted model, not a curated record. Bases 1 to 1641 code for a protein of 546 amino acids.
AUGGCCUUCAACUUCAACUGGUCGCCUCUGGCCGCCGACGAAGACUUCUACAGGCGCGCACGCGACUUGUUGACCACAGCCCUCAACAAGCCCCCGAAACCGCCCAUCAUUGUCGAUGACAUUCUCGUGACCGAGCUCAACCUGGGCUCCGUGCCCCCCGACCUGGAGAUUCUCGAGAUUGGCGACCUCGCCGAGGAUAGGUUCCGCGGCAUUUUCAAAAUGUCCUAUUCGGGCGAUGCCUUUCUGACGUUGAAAACACGCGUCCAAGCGAACCCCCUGGCUUCGUAUCUCUACUCCAAGCCUACCUUCACGUCACCUCAGCCCUUAGCGGCUUCUUCGGGACUGACAAUUCCCCUCUCCAUCACACUGUCCGACAUUAAGCUGUCGGCGUUCAUCAUUCUCGUCUUUUCCAAGCAAAAGGGCUUGACCCUGGUGUUCCGCAAUGACCCACUUGAGUCGCUCAAGGUCUCAUCGACCUUUGACUCGAUUCAGUUUGUGCGCGAUUACCUCCAGAGGACCAUCGAGGGCCAGCUGAGGACAUUAAUGAUGGAUGAGCUGCCGGCCAUCAUCCAUCGCCUGUCGCUGCAGCUCUGGUGCCCGGACCAGGCCCAGAAGAAGGACGAGGAGGCUGCAAAGGAGCAGGCCGAUGAGACGGCUGUGGAUCCCUUUUCGAGCCCGCCUCUGGAUCCUGUUGACGCGCACGGCAACCUGCUCGAUCCCAAUGACAUUGCAUCCAUGUCCCUCGAGGGCGGCCCUGAAGUCCAGUCACUCUUCUCCCAGAAGAACCUGCUGCGCCUCGGCGCCCUCAACGACUCUCACAGGACCUUUUCGCUGUUCACCCCGAACAUCCGUGAUGUCGUAUUCCGUGCCUGGACGGGCAACGUCGUUUCUGAUUCGGCUUGUAACACGCCCCCAACGGCCACGCCGAGCCUGUCCAAGACCAACUCGUUCGCCGGCACGGCGACGGCGACGACGUACACCUUCUCCGACACGGCAAGCGCAUCGCACGGCUACCUCCCUUCGCGACCUUCUCUCGUGAGCCUCAACUCAGCCAUGUCAGGUCUUGCCAUGGGCUCCAACACGCGAUCCAAGUCGUACACGGGCCGCAAGAAGAAGACGAGAGUCGUCAACCUGAGGCGCACCAAGACGGCGCUUCCCGAAGAGAGCGAAGCAGGCGACACAAACUCCGACUCGGCGUCCGUUGCCGCCUCGUCUACAGAGCCCCUCAUGACGAGCUCCAUCUCUGAAGAGCCCGAGGAUGAGGUGUCCAUGCCUCCGACGCCGACUAGGAUGCGCUUCGACCGCACCAACGCCGACGUUCCCCGUCUGCCCACUCGCCCUCCUCUGACUCCCAACUUCUACCAGGCGCCUCCUGAGAGUGUUCCUACUGCACCCAUCGUUGCCGACAACGCUCGGGACGUGCAGCCCACGCCCAGUACCGCGCUGCGACGAGUUGAGAAGGCCCGCCGCUUCGAAGCUGAGAAUGCGCCGUCUGAGAAUCUCGAGCCCGACUGGAUCAUGAAGAUGGCCGGCGAGAUUGCCCGCCGCGUCUACGAUGAGAAGACCCGCCACCAACAGCAGGGCGGUCUCUGGGACGAGCGUGAUCCCAUGCCGCCCCCAGCGUACGAAGCCACCAACUGA